AUGGACGUCGAGUCAGGAAGAGAAGGAAUUACACAUUGGCAAAUGAUCACCGACCAGGGAGUGGUCACUCGGGAGAUCAUCAACUACGACUACGAGGGUGCGGGAACAGAGGAGGAUCCCUAUGUCGUCGAGUGGAUCGACAAUGACCCCAGGAACCCCAUGACCUGGCCCAAGUCGAAGAAAUGGAUCAUGGCCAUUGCCGUAGCAAACUCGGUCCUCGUCGUAUCAUUUUGCUCGUCUGCCUUCUCUGGAGGUAUCCAACAAAUCAUGAUGGAAUUCAAAGUUAGCCAAGAAAUCGUCACACUCGGUGUAUCACUGUUCGUCCUGGGAUUCGCACUUGGACCCCUCCUGUGGGCUCCCUUUUCGGAACUGUACGGCCGCCAGGUUGUCUUCCUAGGAACAUACUUCGCUUUCAUGGCUUUCAACGCUGGUGUUGCCGGCUCGGAUUCCAUUUACUCACUGCUCAUUCUCCGAUUUUUCGCCGCCGCCUUUGGAUCCAGUCCUCUGACCAACGCCGGAGGCGUUAUUGCUGAUCUCUUUACCGCCAACGAGCGAGGUGUUGUCAUGAGUAUCUUCUCUGCCGCACCUUUCAUGGGUCCAGUCUUGGGUCCCAUCAUCGGUGGAUUCCUUGGCAUGGCUGAAGGAUGGCGAUGGGUCAACGGCCUUAUGGCAAUCUGGGCCGGUGUGCUUCUCGUUGCUGUAGCCUUGCUUGUCCCCGAGACAUACCCUCCAGUCUUGCUCCGAAAGCGUGCCGAGAAGCUCUCUAAGCUCUCUGGCAAGGUUUACCGAUCCCGCGCCGACAUUGAACAAGGAAAGGUUUCGCUUGGAGAGGCCUUCGCUACUGGCCUCAAGCGCCCAUGGAUCCUCCUCUUCUGCGAACCCAUCGUCCUCCUCCUCUCCCUGUACCACGCCAUCAUCUACGGUAUUCUCUACAUGCUUUUCGGUGCCUUCCCCAUUGUGUACCGCGUGGGACGUGGCUGGAACGAGGGUGUCAGUGGAUUGCCCUUUGUUGCCGUCGCCAUUGGAAUCGCACUCGCCAUUACCUACGUCAUCACCAUCGACAACAAGAUGUACAGGAAAAAGAUUGCAGAAUCCGGUCGUGGAUUUGCCGCCCCCGAAGCUCGUCUACCCAUGUGCAUCAUUGGUGGCAUUGCACUCCCCGUUGGUCUCUUCUGGUUCGCCUGGACAAACUCUCCGUCCCUGCCAUGGGCUAUUAGUGUUGUCGCCUCGAUUCCAUUCGGAUUUGGCAUGGUUCUCAUCUUCCUGUCGAUCAUGAACUACCUCAUCGACUCCUACACUAUCUUUGCCGCGUCUGUCUUGGCUGGCAACGGUAUCAUUCGAUCAGUAUUCGGUGCUGCUUUCCCGCUCUUCACUUCGCAAAUGUACAAGAGCCUCGGCAUCCACUGGGCAUCAUCGGUCCCAGCCUUCCUUGCCAUUGCCUGUCUCCCGCUCCCAUUCCUCUUCUACAAGUACGGAGCCCAAAUCCGCGAGAAGUGCAAGUAUGCCGCACAGUCCGAGGCGUUUAUGCAACGCAUGCGCGACCAACACGCCGCAAAGGCAGCACGACAACAAGCUGCUGGCACCGAAUCAGAAGACACAUCUCGUGCCAACACCCUUACACCACAAGAAGAAGCCGAGGAGGAGGCGCACAUGGAGGAAUCCGAGCCCAGGUUCCAAGAAAUGAAGACCGAAAAGGAGACCGAUGGUGCUGAUGGUCUGAAGAGGAUUCACACUGGACGCUCAACAAGGAGCAGAAGAACAGUGCGCGACCUCGAGUUCGAACCGAACCCAUUCGACAUUGACCGUGUCAACACAAGAGAGAGCUUUGCGGGCAGGCCGCGAGGCAACAGCCGAGCGAGCACCAAGAAAUAG
Bipolaris victoriae FI3 is the source of this 1872-nucleotide messenger RNA. RefSeq lists its product as hypothetical. Gene Ontology annotation, molecular function: transmembrane transporter activity. The record is from RefSeq and is a predicted model, not a curated record. The transcript is spliced from 3 exons. Gene Ontology annotation, biological process: transmembrane transport. NCBI's taxonomy places the organism in Eukaryota, Fungi, Ascomycota, Dothideomycetes, Pleosporales, Pleosporaceae. The coding region runs from base 1 to 1872 and encodes 623 amino acids.